This is a messenger RNA of Sporothrix brasiliensis 5110, 1359 nucleotides long. RefSeq lists its product as uncharacterized. Gene Ontology annotation, biological process: fungal-type cell wall (1->3)-beta-D-glucan biosynthetic process. The record is from RefSeq and is a predicted model, not a curated record. The transcript is spliced from 2 exons. Lineage: Eukaryota; Fungi; Ascomycota; Sordariomycetes; Ophiostomatales; Ophiostomataceae. Gene Ontology annotation, molecular function: 1,3-beta-glucanosyltransferase activity. Gene Ontology annotation, cellular component: fungal-type cell wall; cytoplasm. The coding region runs from base 1 to 1359 and encodes 452 amino acids.
AUGCGCUCGUUCUCACUCACCUCGGUGGCUGUCGCUGCCCUGUCGGCCGUGUCCGGCGUCAACGCCAAACCGUCUAGAACUCUCCCCGAGCUGGCCAACCGUGCGGCUUCACUCCCCACGGUCACGGCCUCUGGCAACGCGUUCUGGGCUGGUAAGACGCGUUUCUACAUCCGUGGUAUUGAUUACCAGCCUGGUGGCUCGUCUGACUCCAAGGACCCCCUCGCCGAUUCCGACAUCUGCAACCGUGACAUUGCUGAGUUCAAGAAGCUGGGUGUCAAUACCGUCCGUGUGUACAUCACCGACAACUCCAAGAACCACGACGCCUGCAUGAACGCCCUGGCGGAUGCUGGCAUCUACGCCAUUCUCGAUGUCAACAAUCCCCUGUACUCAAUCAACAGUGCCGAUCCUGCGCCUUCUUACAACGCCAAGUACCUGCAGAGCGUCUUUGCCACCGUCGACGAGUUCAUCAAGUACUCCAACACGCUGGCUUUCUUUUCUGGCAACGAGGUUAUUAACUCCACCGCUGCCUCCACCCUCUCUGCACCGUUUGUCAAGGCUGUCACCCGCGACAUCCGUCAGUACAUUACCGAGCGUGGCUACCGCAAGGUCCCUGUUGGCUACUCGGCCGCCGAUGUGUCGCAGAACCGCAUGCAACUGGCAGACUACAUGAACUGCGGCACUGACGACGAGCGCAGCGAUUUCUUCGCCUUCAACGACUACUCGUGGUGCAACACCGACUUCACCGUGUCCGGCUGGGACCAGAAGGUCAAGAACUUCACUGGUUACGGUCUUCCCAUCUUCCUCUCCGAGUACGGCUGCAUAACCAACGGCCGUGACUUUGGCGAGGUUGCCGCUCUGAUGAACAAGGAGAUGACUGGUGUCUACUCGGGUGGUCUCAUGUACGAGUACGCUCUGGAGGUCAACAAGUUCGGUAUUGCCUCGAUUGAUGGCUCCAGCGUCAGCGAGCUGCCGCAGUUUACCAAAUUCGCCAGCGCCCUGAGUGCGAACCCGGCCCCUACUGGCGAUGGCGGCUUCACGUCAACGACAAACACCCAGGCCUGCCCCACCAAGGACGCCGACUGGCUGGUCGACUCGACCCUGCUGCCUGCUAUUCCCGAAGACGCAAAGGCGUACAUGAAGAGCGGCGCCGGCACCGGGCCCGGCUUGACGGGCAGCGGCUCGCAGAAUGCAGGCUCCACCAGCGUCAGCAUGGCCGCGCCCGGCUCUGGUUCGAGCACCGCGUCGCCCACCUCCAGCAAGAACGCCGGCCCUGCCACUGUUGGCCCCAUGGACAAGAGCCCGGUCAUCGUCUCAGCUAUCGUUUUCUUUUUCUCCCUUGCCGGUGCUCUGGUUUUGUAA